Messenger RNA from Struthio camelus australis, 2649 nucleotides. The record is from RefSeq and is a predicted model, not a curated record. Lineage: Eukaryota; Metazoa; Chordata; Aves; Struthioniformes; Struthionidae.
AUGCCACCUGGUGUCAUCUGCGGUAACACAGACAACGGUGCACUCGAGCUAAGAGGCAUUGUCGAGGAAAACAAGCGUGAAGAGAAGGCAGAGGAUCCCGCCAGCGGGGAGGAAAAGACCAAGGCGGAGAUGGGGAGCAAAACGUGGCGGGAGCUGGCAGGGGAGCUGAAGCUGUUCCUGUGGAACCGGGAGGAGAGGACCUGCCUGGGGAGGACAGCCGCCAGCUGGGGCUUGAUCCUCCUGUUCUACUUGGUCUUCUACACGUGCCUGGCGGGGAUGUUUGCCUUUUGCAUGACGAUGAAAGGAAAGCUGAGCCCACCCACACCCAGUCUGUCUUGUUUUCCAGGAGUGAUGAUUAGACCGUACCUGCACGGGUUCACCAUUGCCUUCAACGUGUCUGAGCGCAGCACGUGGCAGCCGUACGUGGACAGCAUGCACCGCUUCCUGGAAGCUUAUGACGACAAAGUUCAAGAAGAAAAGAAUAUCGAGUGCGUGGCGGGGCGAUACUUCAUCCAGGGGGGCCACGAGAGCGAGGAGAAGAAGGCCUGCCGCUUCAAGCGCUCCCUGUUGCAGAACUGCUCUGGGAUCGGGGAUCCGACGUUCGGCUACUCGAAGGGCCAGCCCUGCGUCCUGCUCAAGAUGAACCGGAUCAUCGGCUACCGACCGGGUGCUGGGAUCCCAGUCAGCGUGGACUGCAAAGUGCAGAAAAGCAAUGAGAGCGAUCUUAGAUCAGUGGACUUCUAUCCUGGAAACGGGACGUUUGAUCUCAUGUACUAUCCCUACUAUGGCAAGAUCACUCACGUCAACUAUACAUCCCCCCUGGUGGCUAUGCACUUCACAGAUGUGAAGAAGAAUAAUUUGGUCCCUAUUCAGUGCAGUCUGAAAGGGGAAGGUAUCAUCAACGAUGUUAAUAACGACCGCUUCCUGGGCCGAAUCAUCUUCACGCUCAGCAUUGGAAAGUAGCCACUACAAAUACUUAUGUCAGUCAGAGGCUUUUCCCUUUUCAAAGCCUAAAAGCCAGUAUUUUUUCUGUGAGGAAAACUAGACACAGGGAAAAUUUUAACUUAUUUUUGUUCAUAUUUAGGAAACAAAGGAGAUGUAAUUGAGCAAGGAACCACAUAUUUAAAGAUCUGAUGUAAAUUUUUACUAGCAAAAAUUAAAAGUUAUAUCCUAAGCAGAGAACCUGCUAUACCAUUUCAGUUUUAAUUUAAAAAGCCCUAGUAUCUGAACCCUAUUUUCAUAAGGUCAUUUUGAAAGGGACCCCUAUGGAAUGCAUUUUUCCUGGCUUUAUAUUUUAAUCUUUUACCAGAGUCUCACGUGCAUUUCUUGGCCAAAGCUAACAAGAUGGUAGUCUAUUAACGCUAUCAAAACAAAAAAAAAGCAAAAAUUCUGGAUUAUUCCCAAAUGAAAAUGGCAAAUCUCAGAAUACCUCCUAGGGUCUUUAGCACCGGGGCACCUUUGACUGCAGCAUUGUACGCUGCUUGUUCAGCGCGCGUUAAGGUGUUGGAGAAAAGACCACGCAGAGAAACAUUUGCUUUAGACUCUUUCCAGCUGUUCCCUUCUGAACUGGGAAGAUUAACGUGUUUCUCCCUCCUCCUCACUUCAGCAAGUGAGGUGGCUCCCUUCCCAGGCUGGAGGCUCCUCCUGCCCUGCUCAGACACAGAAGCGCCAGGGGAACUGGUCAGGCCUCGCCACACAUUCUAGGCCCAGUCUUCCCAAUCGCAGAGAGGCCACAGUUAUAACGCUCUACAAAAGCACAGGAAAAUGCUUAAUCGUGUUAUCCUUAAGGGGUCAGUGCAGAUCUCGGUGUAGGUCAUUAGUUUAUCAGCCCAGGAGGUGUGUGAAGGACAUUCACUGGAGCCAUCUCUCCCUUCUGUCGGGCCAGCCUGGCCCUCCCGGGCCACUCCUCAGCCUUGGGCCAAACAGAGAUUCCCACUGGCCUGGGUGGACGGGCCAGUGAGCAGCGAGAAACAUCCAGGCAGCAUUUCAGGCAACAAAGCAGUUCUUGUCUGGAGCAGGUCAAUCGUGGCUGAAGCACAGGGUGGAAAGCUGGAAGACUUGUGCUCUAACAGGUUUCCCAAUUCACCCCGGGGAAGCCAUCACUUUGCUCCCUUCCUUCAGCUCCCCAGUGGGGUUGUGUUAUCUCAGAGAGAGGUUACAAGGCUUAAUUUGUUGCCAGUAUCUAGAAAAUCCUUUGCUAUCUUUGUUUGAAAGUUCCCUAGAAGAGCAAAGCACGGUGGUGGUCUCAGUACCUACUACAGUAAAAUCCUCCAUUUCUAGACAUUUGAACUAUGGACACUUUAAAGUAGUUUCGAUUCUUUAGAAAAUGAAAUCUGUUUUUGAUAAUACACCUUCGUAUUUGAGCCACAGAUGAAAUAGACACUACAUGUUAUUAGUUCUGAGAACACAGCAGGAUAGUUUAGGAUACUGUAUUCACUGGAAAGCACAUUUACUAAAAUUGCUUACUGACUAAACAAGAGCAUUGCGGUGUUUGUCCCACGUCCCAGCUCAGAUACUUAAUCUGCCAUCAUUUCCUUAUCUAUAUCAAAGUCUAAGAAGUCAUUUUUGUAUUAAAAAUAAAGCUGACUACAGUAAAACUAAUUGUAUGCUUUCAUUCUUAGAACACUAGUGUAACAAAUAUAAUUUGUA